This is a messenger RNA of Lachancea sp. 'fantastica', 258 nucleotides long. NCBI's taxonomy places the organism in Eukaryota, Fungi, Ascomycota, Saccharomycetes, Saccharomycetales, Saccharomycetaceae. The record is from the annotation of a GenBank genome assembly.
AUGUCUGCACCAACUAUUCAACCUUUACACCAAUCCCAAACAUCUGCAGUGCCAAAUUUACACAGAUCCAUGUUCAAAAGACAAAACCAAAUUUCCAUGCCGGCUAGAAACAAAUUUGCAUCGCCAACCGAUGACAUGCUAUCACCAUGCUCUCAAAAACUCAACGAUCAUAAAUCCAAGCUUUUCACAUCCAAGGCCAAUCCUACAAAAUUGAAUUUCGCUACAAGAAAAAGCGGUGAGGACUCUGAAGACGAGUAA